AUGGACAGGCUGAGUGUGGAAUAUGUAGAUGUUGAGUAUGUUUAUCUCUGUAUUCUUGUCCAUCCUGAUGAUGAUCCCUUGGCUCUCUACGAUGUCAAUUUUUGGGAGCUGCAUUACGACAAAAGGAAUGCCGUGGUGCAUCAACAUCAGGAGGCCGCCGCCCUUACGGUACUUCCGGGAAGGAGCAUAAUCUUUGAAUAUCUGGGCCCCAGAACGAACUUAACUUUAAGGGUAAUUCGAGAAAAAUAUCAACAGAAGAAAAACAUUAAAGAGUUAUCUGAUGAUCAAAAAACAAAAUUAAAAAGAAUUGUUGAGGCCGUUUUUGCUAAUAAGCUGGCUAUUGAAACAGUGGAAACUGGAUUGGAAGAACCUGACAUUGACGUUGAAAAAAUUAAAUUAAAUACCGGAAAACAUGAUAUAAAAAAACGCAAAAUAUCAGAUGAUAAUGACACUGAUGAUGAUGAUUCGCCUGUUGGGGUUCAUUGCAACCCUCUGCCUCUGCAGGCUAAAAAGAAGGCAAAAAUUUCUCAAAUUUCAAGUGAUGAGUCAAUUGAUUCAGAUGUCAAUCUUGAUGAAUCAGGUAUGUAUUUUUGUAUCCUUUAG
Messenger RNA from Helobdella robusta, 603 nucleotides. RefSeq lists its product as hypothetical. The transcript is spliced from 4 exons. The record is from RefSeq and is a predicted model, not a curated record. Lineage: Eukaryota; Metazoa; Annelida; Clitellata; Rhynchobdellida; Glossiphoniidae. The coding region runs from base 1 to 603 and encodes 200 amino acids.